Molecule: messenger RNA, 1011 nt
Organism: Penicillium cosmopolitanum
Lineage: Eukaryota; Fungi; Ascomycota; Eurotiomycetes; Eurotiales; Aspergillaceae
Exons: 3
Coding region: 1-1011 (336 amino acids)
Source: RefSeq, a predicted model, not a curated record
AUGGCCCCAUCAUUAUGUACCGACGACAUGACUGGAACCGGCAAAAGUGGACCAGCCAAGUUCAAUUCUAAGCAGCAUCUUGCCUACUCACCACCAUCAGAUAUACUCCAAAUGAAGGAUCUUGGUCAAAGCCCCACUGAACUUUCCCCGGUGGCCUCUACUGAGCCUUUCCCCUUGCUAUCCCAUGACGCCAUUAUCCAGCAUCGCCAUCCGGGAAUGGCUCCUCGUUAUGCGUCCUUCAUCCAUGAGUUUUGGCACUCACCCGAGGUUUUGAAGAUUAUCAGUGACAAUGCCGGGGUUGACCUUAUUCCUGCGAUGGAUUAUGAGAUCAGCCACACCAAUGUCCAGCUAGGACCUGGUGGUCUCGAUGCUGUGCGCAAGACUCCUCUGGAGCCACCCGCGGCAACCGAAGAGGCUAUUUCCGAAUUCGAAAAGGACAAGCCCCAGACUCGAGCUGUCACUGACCAGACCAGGCCGAUUAUUGAGUGGCACCGUGACUCCCACCCUUUUGUAUGUGUUGUGAUGCUGUCAGACGCCCGGCACAUGAUUGGAGGAGAAACCGAGCUGAAGAAAGCCGACGGAUCGACUCUGAAAGUCAAAGCCCCUCAAAUGGGUUGUGCUGUCAUCCUGCAGGGUCGUUAUAUCACACAUACUGCCGCUCCAGCCGCGAAUAUGCCGGAACGCGUCACAAUCGUGACAUCCUUCCGGCCAAGGAACCCGACUCUCUUGGACGAGACUACCAAUUCCAAUGUUAGGAAUAAAUCCCACUUGACAGAGCUUUACUUCCAGUGGACGACAUAUCGACUGGAUGUACUGGCUCAAAGAGCACAGAUUGCGGCGAAGGAAUUGCGAGAGAUGUAUGAGAAGAAUGUGAAUGCGUCCGAUCCAGAAGGGAAAAAAGGGCUAUGUCGAGUUGAGACCGUGAACGUGAAGGCUGUUGAGGCUUGGGUGGAAGUUCAGAUGAUGUACAUGAAGGAGACACUGCAUGAAAUGCGACCAUUGGGUCAAUAG